UACAACUCUUCAUGUCAUCCACCAUCUUCUAUAAGUUUUUUCACCAGAAAAGCCAGUCCACGAUCCACUUCGACGGGACAGGGAUCAAUGUGUUUGAUCUCAAACAUGAGAUCAUCAAGCAAAACCAGUUGGGCGAGGGGAAUGACUUUGAUUUGAAGCUAUUCCACCUGGAGCAGCCAGAUAUCGAGUAUGACCAGGAUCAAGAUGUGAUACCCAGGUCAUCGUUUGUAUACGCCAGAAGGGCACCUGCAAACCCACGUGCCGGAAAAUUCGGUAACGCUUCUCGUUAUGUGAGCGGCAGACCACGUAUUAACCGUAAAGCCAUCAAUGCUUCCAAUUCCCAAGCAGCAGCCAACUCCAACGCUACAAUUCAACAACCAAUUGACGACAAUAUCUCGGAAGAAGACCGAAUCAAGUUGAUGUUUGAAAACCAAUCAAGUGCAUGGGCCCAAACCCAGGACGAAUUGGCCCAACACAAAGUCAUAUACAGCAAGCCCACGGCUGCUGCUGCUGCUAAUCCAGAAGACGCUCCUCCACCAGGAUACGUGUGUUACCGAUGUGGGGGCAGAGACCACUGGAUCAAGAACUGUCCGACAAACACGGACCCCAACUAUGAGGGAAAGAAGUUGCGGAAAACAACGGGUAUCCCCAGGUCGUAUUUGAAGACUGUUUCCAAGGAUGCCAUUGAUGACACUUCCCAAUUUACAACCGAUGACAAUGGAGAAAUGGUAGACAACCAAGGUAACCGUUAUAUGAUAACUGAUACUGGUGAGUAUGUGAUAGCCAUGGCCGAUACGAAGACGUGGUUGAGUUACCAGGAAAAACAACAGAAUGCUGUCAUGAAAGCCAAAAAGGAGUUUGACGAUAAGAUCAUAGAGCAUAUAGAGAAGGAUGGUAAGACUGAAUUCUUGGAUCCUUUGGCACUCUCCGGCAAAAAAAUACUUACCCCUCCCAUUGUUAUGACCCCCUGCUGCCGAGAUAAAGCCAAGCUACAGAAAAUGACGAACUUCAAUUACAAUAAAAACGACCUCGAACAGCUUUUGAUCGAUAAUGAUUUCCACUGUCCCAACUGCGACACAGAAGAUGUAUUUAUCGAUGUUUUGAAGCCAAACGAAGAGUUGGAGCAAGAAUUGAAGGCUUAUAUAGAAGCUAAAACAGCUGAAUUGGGUAUUGAGGAUCCAUCUGCUGCUAUGGACAAUGCUUUAAAGAGAAGUAAUGAAACUGAAGGAGAUGAGGAUGCUCAAAAACGACAGAAUUUGGGGUUCCAGCCAGGGCAGAUGAUGCCUCCAUUUAGCAUGCCAUUUAUGCCUGGAAUGCCUCCUUUCCCUAUGAUGAUGCCACAAAUGAUGAUGCCCCCUCCACCUGCCACGUCCAGCUCUCCUAAAAAGUAAAAUCACUUUAUAUGUGUAUAGGGCCUAUGGUUACCCGGCGCCAACACCACCUUAAAUGAAACAUUUUCGCGUGGAAAA
Molecule: messenger RNA, 1469 nt
Organism: Yamadazyma tenuis ATCC 10573
Lineage: Eukaryota; Fungi; Ascomycota; Pichiomycetes; Serinales; Debaryomycetaceae
Gene: MPE1
Product: cleavage polyadenylation factor subunit
Biological process (GO): ubiquitin-dependent protein catabolic process; protein ubiquitination
Cellular component (GO): nucleus
Molecular function (GO): zinc ion binding; ubiquitin protein ligase activity; nucleic acid binding
Source: RefSeq, a predicted model, not a curated record